UUUAUAUAUGACACUAUCCCUCGUCCUGUUCCUCACACUCCGGUUCCGCCGGUCGCCGUCGACUCACGCGCUCGUCUCUCGCGUCGUCGUCGUCGUCGGCGUCGCCGUCGCCGCAGCAGUAGCUUUGUUUGGAGUGGCCGUGCUAGCGAGGCUACACGAGCGCCAGCUGACCGGUGCCGCGACCACGGAACCGUCGGCACCUGUCAGAGUGCCGCAUUCGCUGUUCAUCGAGCCGGCCGACGACACAUCGGUCGAAGACACAUCGGACGACGACAUCACGUCCGACGGCUACGUCACAUCGGACUUCGACGCGACGUCGGACGACGAUCAGACGGUAUAAGGCACCGUGUCGUAUACCCACCCGACUGACUGACUCACCCGGGGUGGUGCGACCAUGUGCUAGAGCUCCUCGUCGGAUCACCGCAGCAAUCCCAGUAGUGCCAAACUCCGUCUGCUCUCCAUACCGAUUCGCUUGAGAUGUCCGUCAAAGACAGCCCUAUCGUCAAGAUGGAUGUGGACUGCCCGUCGAACCUCAAGAGAUCCAACAGUGCGCCCAUGAUCAACGAUAUUAAUGCUUCCAUUGCCGGUUCGCCGUGCGCAGCUCUGUCGAGAGAAAAUACGUGUAACAUAUUUUUACGAAAUGUACAACCACGCUUCCGUAGAUUUAGCACAAGUGGAAGUCCUCAUAAUGUAAUGCCAAAUACUUCACCAAAAUUAGUUCAUAGAGUUAAUCAGCUGCGACAGGAAGAAACUGUUGAUUUGAUUAAUAGAGAAGUGGCUCAUGAAAGAGAAAUACACUCUGCAAUGCAAAUAUCACAAUCAUGGGAAGAUUUAUCUAUCAUGAUUGAUUCACCAACAAAGACAGAUGAAGGACAAUUUGGUAAACAGCCUGGCGGAAUGUAUGGUAGAUCAAAUGUAUAUGAUCCAUUGCAUUUAAAUUUUUCAAUGACUUCUGCUCCAUCAUCACCAUCACCAACCAGAUCAUUGAGACAUUGUGUAUCACCAUCACUUUUCAAACCCAAUUUAUCCCCUAGUCCUACUCGUAAAACUUUUACAUCAGGACGAAGCUUGAGCCCAAUUUCUAUGCGUCCUAGCACUUUAGGACCUGUUAAAAGGAAAUGUGACAUGGACGACUAUGAACCUAUUCCAAAGAAAUGGGGAUUACUGAUUACCAAUAACAGGCCUGAACCAAUGCAAGUGGCCGGUAUUGUUCCUACAACAAUGAAUGCAACUUUAGUUACAGAUUCUAUAUGUAGUAGCAGUGGUGAUUCUUCAAACAGUAACCAUUCAUUUUCCUUUAGACCAUUGCAAUCUCUAAUGGAUGAAUCAAAAAGUAAUUCCCAAUAACUACAAUAUUUUUACAAAAAUUAUAAUUUCACAUUUUACUGUUAACUAUUAUAAUUUUGGUUAUUAUUAUUAUUUUAUUAUUAUUACAGUAACAAUAAUUAUUUUUAUUAUUAUUAUUACAAUUAUUACUAUCAUUACUAUUAUUAUUAUUAUUAUUAUUAUAAUUAAAAUUAUUAUUAUUAUCAUGACUCGAUUAUACAAAUGUCUAAACCAAUUUAAAAUAAUAUUGUUAUUAAAAAUUGUUUUUGACUAGUCCCAUGUAUAUAAAUUAGCAUUUAAUUAAUAAUGAUUUUAACAAAAUGGCAUUGUUCUGUUAAUGUCGAUUUGGAAUUUUGUUGAAAUCAAAUUAAUAUAAAAUGCUAAAAUUUUAGUUUUUUAAUAUUUUAUUUUGUAUUUUUUAAAACUACCUCUAUCAUAUAUCAUUAUUCAUUAUUAUAGCUUGGUUAAUCAUAUCCUAAAAUAUGCUAAGUUAAGCAUUUUAAAAAUCAUGAUUUUAUGUUACAAACAUGUUGAAAUACUGUUAUUAAAAAAAAUUGUUGACAAGUCGAAUGUAUAUAAGAUAUCAUUUAAUUAAUGUUGAUUUUAACAAAAUUACAUUAUUCUACUGAUGUAAAUUUGGAAUUUUGUUGAAAUCUAAUUAAUAUAUAAUCUUUAGUUAUUAUUAUUUUUUUUUAUUUUUAAACUGCGUCUAUCAUUAUUAUAGCUGGGUUAAUCAUACCCUAAAAUAUGCUAAGCUAAGCAUUAUAAAAAUCAUGAUUUUUUACUAAAAACACAUGUACAUGUUAAAAUUUGUUACUAAAAAAAAUUGUUGACUAGUCCAAUGUAUAUAAAAUAUAAUUUAAUUAAUGUCGAUUUUAACAAAAUUACAUUAUUCUACUGAUGUAAAUUUGGAAUUUUGUUGAAAUCUUGUUAAUAUAUAAUGUUUAAUUUUUA
This is a messenger RNA of Rhopalosiphum maidis (corn leaf aphid), 2280 nucleotides long. RefSeq names its product protein FAM122A. Gene Ontology annotation, molecular function: protein serine/threonine phosphatase inhibitor activity. The coding region runs from base 478 to 1347 and encodes 289 amino acids. Lineage: Eukaryota; Metazoa; Arthropoda; Insecta; Hemiptera; Aphididae. The record is from RefSeq and is a predicted model, not a curated record. The transcript has 6 exons.